AUGCGUUGGCAAUUGAUUUUAUUAAUUCUAAGCGCUGUAGCUUUGCAAUCGGCAUAUGGUCAAUAUGGUCGCAGACAAAUAGGUAAUCGCGGACGUCAAACUAUGCCAAACGGUGAGAGGUAUUUCAUAUUCAAAAAAAAUAAAUACCAACAAGCUCCUGCCACACCCACCGUACCCAUGACUCCAACAAGUCCCACAAGUCCAACGACACCAACAUCUCCCACGUCACCAACAUCUCCUACCUCACCAACAUCUCCUACUUCACCAACUUCACCUACGUCCCCUACCUCACCAACAUCUCCUACAUCACCAACUUCACCCACGUCUCCAACCUCACCCACAUCUCCAACAUCACCAACAGCAAGAGAUGAAACCGAUUCCAAGGAUUACGACAAAUCCUUUUAUUACGGCGAUUAUGACAACGAAGACCUCGACGAUGAAGACGAUGAAGAUUAUAGUGCCAACUAUGUUGCUGUGGGAGCCUAUUCCCAAUCUGGUAGAAAACCAGCAGGAUUUGCCCGCCGCCAAAUGAACCGCAGGCAGCAGGGAAUUCGCCGUAAUCGAUUUGCCGGACAGCAACAGAAAAUACGUCGCGAUAAUCGUAGUAAACUUCUCGAAGAAAGCCAAAGGAUUGUCGUCGGAAAUCCUCAACAACAAAAACAACGCCAAUUUAACGGACAACAACAGAGAAUUCUUCGCCAAAGACGUCUAAGGAAAGUGGCAGCUGAUCCGGUUAUCUAA
Molecule: messenger RNA, 741 nt
Organism: Musca vetustissima
Lineage: Eukaryota; Metazoa; Arthropoda; Insecta; Diptera; Muscidae
Exons: 2
Coding region: 1-741 (246 amino acids)
Source: RefSeq, a predicted model, not a curated record